Caenorhabditis angaria is the source of this 1123-nucleotide messenger RNA. Lineage: Eukaryota; Metazoa; Nematoda; Chromadorea; Rhabditida; Rhabditidae. The record is from the annotation of a GenBank genome assembly.
AUGUCGGCAGAGCCCAAAAAACCACGAUUAGACGAUGAAAAUGUGAGUUUUCUUUAGUAAUUUUCAAAUAAAAUUGAAGUUUUCAGGUUUCCCUUGAAGAAAAUAAUGCAGAAACUACUGGUUGGUUCGAUAUUCCCUAUGAAAUGAGGAAAAUUGUGAUCGAUGAAAUGGAUAUUGAAACUCGCUGUAGAUUUGCAAUUUGCUCCAAAAAAUGUGAAGAAGAGGCGAAAAUGUCGCAAGAGUACUUAAAAAGUUUGAAAAUCUGUCGAGGAACUCAUCCGGAAUUAUAUAUUGGACAUGAAACAUCUGGUUAUCAUUAUUGUAUGGAAUUUUUGGCUGUCAGUAAAUUGACUGAGAAUACGACUAUUGUAAUUUAUAAAACGUAUGUUUAAAUACUAAAUAACAUAAUUUUCUAUAUAAAAUUUUGCAGCACCGGCAACAGAUUGAAUGCAGAAAAAGAUAAGCGAAAAAGAGUUAUGAAGUGGUCAAAAAUCUAUGAAAAUGAGAAAGCGGAAGAUGUUAGAAAUCGAUAUUUGCAUGAAAUAUUGGAAAAACAUCACAAAUCUAUUGUCAAACUUUCAAUCGAUGACACAAAAUUUGUUUUGAAAGAAGAAAUAAAUUUGAAAAUGUUGAAAAACCUGCGAAAAAUCUUUGAUAGAACUGGAAGAGAUCUAAUAGAAUAUGAAAUAUUGGAUGUAUCACAAAUUCUUCGAGCAAAUAUUGUGCGAGCUCAACGAACUAAUUUGACAAGAAAAGAUUUGAUGGGAUUUGAAGGAACUUUGUGUGAAAUUCGAGUUUAUAAUAUGAGUCUGAAGAGUCUUGCGGAAUUUGUGAAAUCGUUGAAAACUGGAAAAUCUCACAGGAAUUUAAGACAUCUUAAAGUCUAUUGGAAAGAACAUAUUUGUGCAGAAGAAGUGGCAGAUGAAUUGAAUAUUCCCUAUUUUUCAGAAGGUCAAGAUAAUGAUGAUGAUGAUGAAAAGUGAGUAAUUUGUUAACUAUAUUUCGAAUCACAUUUUUGUCAUUUUUCAGGGGUUGCUGGUUCAAUUUCGAUAUUUGUUACGAUGAUAAGAAGUUCAAGGCAAAAUUCAGUUCGCAUGGUGAUCAUUUUCGAAAUUCGUGUUGA